AUGAGCUCUUCUCCGGCAAACCCUUUUCUAUCACCAACCAGAACGGGUCGUCGCAAGGAGAGACGGAAUCCGUCCGUCACACCUAGAAGGUUUGGCCGCUUCUUCACGCCUCGAUCAAACUUGCCACCCGAAAGCCGAGCUGCUCUACGAAGUCUUGAUGCAUCCGCUACCAACUGUCAACUUAUUUCACCCCAAUCACUCGCCAGUGAUGUCCUCAGCUCGGACCCUAUAUGUCCUUCGUCACCAACUGAGGCUUUGGGGCAAGUGGAUGGCGCAGGAGAGAAAAGAAAACGACUUGAUCACUGUCAAGUUGUCCGAAAACGGCGACGGGGCUUGAUUGAUGAGGACUCGACUCCUCCACCACUCCAAUUUCCAGGAAGAAGCUUCCACAUGUCACGGGAUGGCGAUGUGCAAAUGGUAGAAGCUCGUUCAGAUACAAGAGAAGGCUUAGAUGACAGGCGGCGAGCCACUUUGAGUCACUUCUUUAAAGCUAGUCGCAGUGGAAGUAUCACCGGCACGGAAGAAAAGCCAUUUCCUGCUGCCCCUUGCAUUCAAUCGUCUGAACCGAGAACAAACCUGACACUCGAAGGCUAUCGACCAAAGCCCAUUCGCAAAUUUCGAGGCCGUGGGUUUGAAGCUCAGCUACUGGACCGAGAGCACGGAUUUGCUUCUCACUCUGGCAAGCAAUAUCUCAACUUUCCGGCUGGCGACCCUAGGGCACUCACGGCUCCCUUUUAUAGCAAAAGUUAUGACACGCACCACUGUACCUCAUAUACUAGUCAAGGAAAUACGAUCCCCUUUAGCCUUGCAAGCUGUCACAAUGCUCCUGUGACCGUCAUUGGCGAUGAGCAAGGCUUUGUGCGGCUGUUCAAUACCACUACUGCUGAUGGGCCUGUCGACUCCAAGGUAGAUGCCCAUAUCAAAGUCCACGAUAAUGCAAUUAUGGAUUUGGACUUGUCCACGGAUGAUUUCCGACUGGCAACAGCUUGUGGAGAUCGGACCGGCAAAAUCGUCGACGUGGUCACACAGUCCGUCGCAGUUGAACUGGCCGGUGGACACUGGGAUUCCCUCCGACAAGUUGCCUUCCAGCCCGGCACCGCCAACGGCACCGCUCUCGCUACAUCAGAUCGAGCUGGCCGUGUCCAAAUAUGGGAUUUGCGUUGUUCGCAAGUACCAAUACAUUGCUUCUCAACAGCCAACCCCAACGGCACCGGUAACCGUGACACCACCCUCGACCCCAUCACUGCUAGAACAAUCAACACCAUCGACAAUGCCCACGAACGCAGAGUACAGGGCAUAACAUCUGUAGCCUCCGUCACCGCCAUACAAUGGCUCCCCCCCGGCAGGGAACACCUCCUCCUCACUGCCUCCGAGGCCAAUGCCUCCAUCAAACUCUGGGACACGCGAUACAUCAAGCCGCGCCGUCAAAAUGAGGAGACACCCCUCGCCAUAACGCCGCAGCCCAUGUCCCACGCAUGGCGGUCCUACGGCAUCACAUCCCUGGCCCUCAGCACCGACGCCUCCCGCCUUUAUGCCGUCUGCAAAGACAGCACCGUAUACGCAUACUCUACAACACACUUGAUGCUCGGUCACGCCCCUGAACUUGACAAUUUUGCACCCAAACGCAGGCCGACCGGGACAGAGGGGCUGGGCCCUCUGUACGGCUUGAAGCACGACCAGUUCCGGGCCUCGUCCUUUUACGUCAAGUGUGCCCUGCGUCACCGCACCCCCAUGAACAACUACCAGCAUGAACUCCUGGCCGUCGGCAGCACCGACAGCUGCGCGGUGCUCUUCCCCACCGACGAGGGCUACCUGUACUCGAGCUGCGCUAAACACGCACAUGACCUCGAGAGAAGCACGAGUACCAGCGCGCUUACACCCUUGCAAUCCUUCUCCGCAAACACGCCGGCGUCGGCGGGCACGGGGCCGUCAUCAUCGCCUAUUCCUAUCUUUCGCGUGGGCACGCCCCUAGUGCGCGGGCAUUCCCGUGAGGUGACGAACCUGAACUGGUCGCACGACGGGAAGCUGGUGACCGCCUCGGACGACUACUUUGUUCGGCAGUGGCAGGCGAAUGAGGCUGAGGCAAGACAUCUCAGGCAGGUGGGUGAGUUUGGGGGCGAGCGACACAUGGCUGGAUGGGCGGAGGUAGGACCUACUUGGGACGAUGAUGAAGCAUAA
Molecule: messenger RNA, 2178 nt
Organism: Metarhizium brunneum ARSEF 3297
Lineage: Eukaryota; Fungi; Ascomycota; Sordariomycetes; Hypocreales; Clavicipitaceae
Gene: cdt2
Product: Cell division cycle protein cdt2
Biological process (GO): proteasome-mediated ubiquitin-dependent protein catabolic process
Cellular component (GO): nucleus
Molecular function (GO): protein binding; protein-macromolecule adaptor activity
Source: RefSeq, a predicted model, not a curated record